Messenger RNA from Oncorhynchus gorbuscha (pink salmon), 1568 nucleotides. RefSeq names its product protein lin-28 homolog A-like. Gene Ontology annotation, molecular function: zinc ion binding; nucleic acid binding. The record is from RefSeq and is a predicted model, not a curated record. Lineage: Eukaryota; Metazoa; Chordata; Actinopteri; Salmoniformes; Salmonidae. The transcript has 4 exons. Bases 1 to 609 code for a protein of 202 amino acids.
AUGGGUUCUGUCUCUAACCAGGAAUUCCGAGGAGUCUGCAAGACCGAAGAGGAUGAAGGACCAAGCACGGAGGAGGACUCGGAAUCUUUCCACGGUGUCGGCGUAUGUAAAUGGUUCAACGUGCGCAUGGGCUUUGGGUUUUUGUCCAUGACCAACCGAGAGGGGGUCCCGCUCGAGUCUCCGGUCGAUGUGUUCGUCCAUCAGAGUAAGCUGCACAUGGAGGGCUUCCGCAGCUUGAAGGAGAGCGAGGCGGUCGAGUUCACUUUCAAGAAGUCAGCCAAAGGCCUGGAGUCCCAGAGAGUCACUGGGCCAGAGGGCACACACUGUGUGGGCAGCGAGAGGAGACCCAAAGGCAAGAGCAUCCAGAAACGCCGCUCCAAAGGAGAUAGGUGCUACAACUGUGGAGGCCUGGACCACCAUGCUAAGGAGUGCAAGUUGCCACCCCAGCCUAAGAAGUGCCAUUUCUGCCAGAGCAUUGCCCACAUGGUCGCCAACUGCCCAAUCAAAGCACAGCAGUCCUCGCCACGUUCUCAGGGAAAGCCCUCCUCCUUGAAAGGAGACGAGGAGGAACACGGCCACUCGCCCCCGUCCCCCGUGAGCUCUGAUUGAACGAGGAGACGCAGGAUGGAAGCUGGGGGAAGCACAGAAGCCAAUCAAACUGCUUUACUGGAAAGAUGGCCGCUAAGUUUCCUUUCAACUAUAUAAGAUGCUUUUGGAACUACCUCAGGUUUUUGUAAACAAAACGAUCAUGAAGAAUGUACUGAAGUUAAUCUUUUUUAGUGUAACACUCACAAAUACAGCUGUAUUAUUAUCGCACUCAGGAAAUAUUUGUAAAAAUGUAUGGAACCGCUAAUGAGGGGUUUAAACUUGUAAUGGCACAUCACAUAUUACUUUGAUGUCUUUAUAGAAUAGAAAGUUGUUUAUUUUUUUUACAGAGCAGAUAAUGAGAAACCAUGCCAAUCACACUGGCAUGCUACUAUACCAAACUCACCAGGAAGCUUAAAAUCACAGUGUCAAGUAGAUAGCUACACACUUUUGCUGCCUUACAACUUCUUGACUUUCCUGAUUGUUACACCCCACUAUAUCCGACAAAGAAAGAGUUGUGACACUACACCUCUGCAAAUGAAUGUUAGUCUCAUGGGUGGUAAUGGAUGGGUACAUAUGAACCGACAGGGUAUUGGGUAAUAGCUAGAGGCAAUGUAUUGGUGGCUGCCAAUAUUGUAAGUGACCAUCCAGAUGUCCUGGGGACAAAUGAAUGUCAAACCAAAUAGUAUGACUUCUAUGGCCAGCUUCUGGUUGUUGUUGUUGCGUCAUUUCUUUAUGUUGGGCCGGCACAAUGCUGUCUCUUAGGUACUCAGUCUCCCUCAUGGUACAUGUCUGAUCUGCUGCUGCUACAUUACAACCAGAGACUUAAACCCUACAGAUGUAGGAUCUUAAUUUGAUCACUCUUUUGUUGCUGAGAAUGUUCCAGCACAGCAGGAAAUGCAGCUUGUAGUGCAUUUAAGGAUUCUAAAGUUUGUAAUUUCCACUUGAAAAUGUCAGACUUCAUUUGCCCUAAAGAAAAAUGU